AUGUUUUCGGAAAUCACUUUCAGCACAUGGAAUAUACAUGGGCUUAUCAACAAGGUCCUUGGUGAUAAAACUAAAAACAAGGAUUUUGUUGAAGCCAUUUCAAAUAUUGAUUUUAUGUUUCUUACCGAAACAUGGAAUAACCAAGAUAUAAACAUACCCGGAUAUGAGACUAUUAACUCUAACUUGGCAAAACCCAAAUCCAAAUAUGCAUGCCGACAAUCAGGUGGCAUCAGCCUGAUAUUCAAAAGUAAAUUUAAAAACUUUGUUUCCAUUGUGAAAAAUACUAAAAAUUUUAUAUGGAGCAAAAUCUCCAAAGAAAUAUUAAGUAGUGAUACAGACCUGUAUGUCUGUGGCACAUACAUACCCCCUGAAAAGUCAAAAUAUUUUGACCCAGAAAUAUUUGAAGAAUUUGAAAAUGAUAUAAUCCAUUUUUCCUCAAAAGCAAAUGUCAUAGCUCUAGGUGACUUUAAUGCUAGAACCAGUAAACAAGAAGACUUUGUUUCAAAUGAAGGGAAUGAAUACAUUCCUGACACCAGUGAAAACUCAUUUUAUCUAAAAGACAGACAAAAUUUUGACACCUCAAUUAACAAUCAUGGCAAAAAACUAAUAGAAAUAUGCAAAACCUGCGACCUAAGAAUAUUAAAUGGUCGAACCCUUGGUGACUCACUAGGUCAGCCAACAUUUCAUGGAAAAAAUGGUAUAAGUACAAUUGACUAUAUAAUCUGUAACCAAAACCUUUUACAUAAUACCAAAUACCUCAUUGUCAAACCUCCCAACUAUCUUUCUGACCACAGUCAAGUUGUUGCUUGGUUUGAUCUACAACCAGUCAGCAAUCCCAAGACAAACAUAGAUAGUACAUGUACUGAACAACCCAAACUAGAACAAUUACCAUCACAAUAUAUAUGGGAUAAAGACUCUGAGGCUGCUUUCACUCAAGAGCUCAAAUCCAACAAAAUCCAAAACAAACUCAAUAACUUUUUAAAUAAUGAUUUCUCAGACGAGAAAGAUGGAAUGAACCAAUGUAUAAACGAAUUCCAAAACAUAAUACUUGAAGCAUCAAAAAAAUCUCUAAAAAUAAGAAAAACGAAACGCCGAUCCCAGAUCAAUAAUGUUGCAAACAAAAAAUGGUUUGACAAAGAUUGUAGAUUAAAAAGACACCAUCUAAGAAAACUAGCCAACCAAAAACACAGAAACCCAACUAAUACCGAAAUUAGAAACGAAUAUCACAUUGCCCUAAAAGACUACAAAAAUACUCUGCAGAUAAAGAAGAAUAAAUUCCACCAAGAUAAAAUUGAACAACUAGAAAAUGCUACAAACGAUCCUAUACUAUUCUGGAAAAUUCUUAAAAAUAGCACAGAUGAAAUUAAUCCCAAUGAAAGAUCGAAAACACCAUCACAGAGCCAAUGGCUGAACCACUUUCAAACACUUCAUUCGGAACACACUAUUACUGAAAAACAAGAAGAAACUAUAAAACUCUUGAAAGAAUCUGAAAGAUUUAAAGACCAAUUUAAUGACCUAGAUAAAACUAUUACUGAAAAAGAAUUACUCACCGCAACUAGAAAACUAAAAUCAAAGAAAGCUGUUUAUAGUGACAAAAUUAGAAAUGAAAUGAUAAAACUUAGCGCCAACAUAGCUCCACUAAGUUUCUUAAAGGUAUUUAAUAAAAUCUUAGAAUCUGGAAGAUUCCCUGAAACUUGGACGGAAGGUCUUAUAACUCCGAUCUACAAGUCAGGGAACUCCCUAGAUCCCAAUAAUUACCGAGGCAUAUGUGUCUCUAGCUGCAUGGGAAAACUAUUUUGCUCCAUCCUAAACACUAGACUAAUGGAUUUUGUAAAUGAAAAAAAACUGAUACAUCAAUCCCAAAUUGGUUUUAUUCCUGGAAAUCGAACUGCGGAUCACUCACUCACACUGAAAACUCUACACGACAAAUUUAUAAACCAAAACGAAAACAAAAAAAUUUACGCAUGCUUCGUUGACUUUAAAAAAGCCUUUGACUCUGUAUGGCACCAAGGCCUGUUUUAUCAAUUAUUGCAGAACAAAAUAGGAGGACAUUUCUAUGAUCUUAUCACAGACAUGUACUCUAAUACUAAAUGUGCGAUCAAACUCUCAGAAAGCCGAACCCCCUUUUUCCCAUACAAAAAAGGUGUUCGCCAAGGAUGCACUUUAAGCCCAUUACUCUUUAAUAUCUACAUCAAUGAAAUACCGAAACUUUUCGAAAAAAUCGAAUCAGACCCUUUCAUGCUACCAAACGGAACCGAAUUAAAUAGUCUACUAUACGCAGAUGACCUAGUAAUACUCUCCCGAUCAAAAUCAGGUCUUCAAAAUUGCCUUGAUCAACUCCAUGAAUGGUGUGAAAAUUGGUUAUUGCAGAUAAAUACUAAAAAGACAAAGAUUAUGAUUUUUCAAAAACGUAACUCCAGCCAACCGACCAAGAUACAAUUUCACAUUGGAGACAAAAAAAUAGAUACAACUAAGGAAUACAAUUACCUUGGCCUCAAAAUAUCACAAAACGGAAAAUUCAAACUUGCUCAGCAACAACUGGGUGAAAAAGCUCUUCAUGCACUUUAUAAAAUCCGAAAAAACAUUGACUUUCGCAAACUAACACCAAAACUUGCAAUGAAGAUUUUUGACUCGAUCAUUUCCCCCAUAUUACUGUACAACUCGGAAAUUUGGGGUGCUUACGAAAAAAACGACUAUAAUAAAUGGGAGAACUCAGAAAUCGAAAGAGUUCAUCUAAGAUUCUGCAAGUUAUAUUUGGGUGUAAACAGAAAAGCAACAAAUGUGGCUUGCAGGGGAGAACUUGGUAAAUUCCCUCUCCUCUUAACAAUCAAGAAAAACAUAAUUAAUUAUUUUAAACAUAUCUACCAGCUACCCGAAAACUCAAUUGCGAAACAAAGCUUAAACAUAUCCAAAGAUCUUUAUACCAACCAUAAAGAAUCAUAUUACUCAAAAACAGUUAAUCUACUGAAACCUUACUACCCAAACGAAUUAAAUAUUGAACUAGCUAUCUUAAACUAUGACACUACGACAGUUGUAAACAAAAUGAAAGAAAAAUACAUCGAAUUCUGGAAACAUAAAAUAACGAACUCCUCAAAACUAACAUUUCUAUCCACUUUCAAAACCGAAUACAAAGUUGAACCAUACCUAUCCAUCAUUAAAAAUCCAACAACAAGAAGAACAUUUACGCAAUUUCGAAUAAGCAACCACAAACUACAAAUUGAAUACGGGAGAUACCAAAAUAUCCCUCGUGAAGAACGCACCUGCAAACUGUGCAAUUCUGGCGAAAUAGAAGAUGAAUUUCACUUCAGUCUUGCAUGCCAAAAAUACAAUCAACUUCGAGACAACUCAGAUCCGAUUUUGAAAACAAUAUUUGAUCUGAAUGUAACAAAUGAAAGUAAACGAAAAUUAUUGCAACACACAAUGAUUUCCAACGAUCCAGUAAUCAUUAAUCUUUUUUCCGAAUUUAUCUCCACGUGUUUUGCUAACAGAGAAAAUAGUCUCAGAUCCAUGGAACAAAACGCAGUAGGAUAA
Paramuricea clavata is the source of this 3531-nucleotide messenger RNA. The record is from the annotation of a GenBank genome assembly. NCBI's taxonomy places the organism in Eukaryota, Metazoa, Cnidaria, Anthozoa, Malacalcyonacea, Plexauridae.